Messenger RNA from Andrographis paniculata, 1678 nucleotides. RefSeq names its product BAHD acyltransferase DCR-like. The record is from RefSeq and is a predicted model, not a curated record. The transcript has a single exon. NCBI's taxonomy places the organism in Eukaryota, Viridiplantae, Streptophyta, Magnoliopsida, Lamiales, Acanthaceae. The coding region runs from base 75 to 1472 and encodes 465 amino acids.
AUCAUUUCAUCCCCACUCUCACUCCUCACUUGCAUUUCUAAAUCUUCUCUCUUUCUCACUCCUCAUUUCCAUCAAUGGCGUCGCCUUCCUUACCUGUGCUCUCCAAAUGCAGCGUCGUUCCUCAUCGGAAAUCCAGUUUGGGCGAUCUCAAGCUGUCCGUUUCGGAUCUUCCGAUGCUGUCCUGCCAUUACAUUCAGAAAGGCGCGCUCUUCACCGUUCCUCCGGAUUCUCCUCUUUCCGACAUUAUUUAUCUGCUCAAAACGAGCCUGUCGGCGACGCUCAAUUGGUUCCCGCCGCUCGCCGGUCGUCUCACCACCGACGCCGACGGAUACGUUUAUAUUACCUGUAAUGACGCUGGCGCCGAUUUUAUUCAUGUUGACGGUUCGAGGAUUUCCGUUAGGGAUUUGAUCGGCUCCGGCUCCGGCGACGUGCCCGAAUUGGUGAAAUGCUGCUUCGCCUUUGACCGGACGUUAAGCUUCGAAGGACAUUUCAAGGCGAUUCUCGCCGUUCAGGUGACGGAAUUGGCUGACGGCGUCUUUAUUGGCUGCUCCGUCAAUCACGCCGUCAUGGACGGCACCUCUUUCUGGAAUUUUUUUAACGGCUUUGCUGAGAUAAGCAGAGGGUUGAAGAUGAUUUCGAAGACGCCGGAUUUCAGUCGUAACUCGGUUUUGAUUUCUCCGGCGGUUCUCAAACUUCCGGCCGGCGGUCCGGCGGUUACCUUCUCCACCGACGCUCCGAUUCGGGAGAGGAUUUUUAGUUUCAGCCGGGAAUCGAUUUUGAAGCUGAAAGCCAAAGCUAACGACGUUGACGGCGGGAUUGACGCCGCUGAGCUUAUGGGGAAGUUCAGCAACGACACGUGGAAGAAUCCCGAAGGGAAGUUAACGCCGUUAGUCAGCAAAUCGACGGCUGAGAUUUCAUCAUUCCAAUCACUCUGCGCUCUGCUGUGGCGUGGCAUCACGCGCGCCAGAAACCUACCGCCUUCCAAGACGACGAUGUUUCGAAUGGCGGUGAAUUGCCGGCACCGGCUCGAGCCGAAGCUGGAGCCGCUGUACUUCGGGAACGCUAUACAGAGCGUGGCGACGUACGCGGCGGCGGGUCACGUGGUGUCGAGCGACUUGCGGUGGUGCGCGGCGGAGCUGAACAAAUCGGUGGCGGCGCACGACGGCGCUAUGGUGAAGAAGUACGUGGAGAAUUGGGAGGUUGAGCCGAGAUGCUUUCCGCUGGGGAAUUUCGACGGCGCCGUCGUGACGAUGGGCAGCUCGCCGAGAUUUCCGAUGUACGACAACGAUUUCGGAUGGGGGCGGCCGGUCGCCGUCAGGAGCGGUACGGCCAACAAAUUUGACGGUAAGAUUUCGGCGUUUCCCGGCCGGGCAGGAGGCGGCGCCGUCGAUUUGGAGGUGAUUUUGGCGCCGGAAACCAUGGCCGGGCUGGAGUCCGACCCGGAAUUCAUGCAGUUCGUUGUCUCCAAUUAGUUCCGUGCAGUGCAGUUCAUGUUGUAUUUGUAAUAAAUAAUAAAUAAUUGCUAAAAUAAGUUUAAGUAAUUAAAUGCGGGUAAUUAUGAGUACGUUUCUGUGUAUUUAUUGCAUGAAUAGAUAGACAUAAAUAUAUGUAAAUGUUGUUGUUCCACAUCCGAUAAAAGUAGUACUAUAGUAUUCCUAUCUAAAAACCUACUUCUAAG